AUGAAAACUGGAAAUUCAAAUUAACUAUUUACCUAGGUUCCAGAUUCGAAUGAGAUAAAUGAAUAUAUCAAAGAAUAUCUGAGAUAUUCAGCAUAUUCCAACACAUUUGAAUGUUUCGAAGCAGAAAUCAAAAGCAAACAAGUAUCCAGUAAAGUAAUUGAAAUUCAUAUAUUAGAUGUCAAAUAAGUAACAAUAAUAAAAAUAAUCCAACGAUGAUAUGCCAAGAAUCUUUCAAUUAUUCAAAACUGACAAUAUCAAAACUAAGAGAGAAAUUAAUUUGGAGAAGGAAUAGAAAUUAUUUAAUAAAAAAUAUCAAUAAAUUUUACAAGCAGGAAGACAGAUCUUCUCAGUCAGCAUUAAUCUCUUAUAGUUGUUACACUCGUUAAAGGAAACCGCCAAAAAUGAAUCACUUAGUGAAACCUUAGAGAAUUAUAAGAUUUAAUUAGGAAAAUAUCAUAAAGUCAUCAUCAAUGAAGGGAAACCAGAAGGAACAGAACUUAUUACAGAAUAAGUCAUGCAUGAACACAAAACUAAACUUUUUAAAAAUUACUAAGAUAAAAAUGUAGAUGGCAUGAUAGAAGUAUUAUUAUCUUUGAGAGUUAAUGCACUUCAAAUAGCCCCAGAAUUAAGAAAAAACUUAGUUUAUGAAUUGAUUAGAAACGAUGUUUUUAACAUUGAGGCUACUGAGAAGUUUGACUUUGUAGUCCAUUUAUUGGACAUUAAUAAUCAAAGUUUGAGACAUGCUAUCACUAGUUUGAUAAGUGUAAUUAGUAGCACUUUAAGAGGAGUUGAGUAUUUGACAUUUAAUGGUAAUAUGAUUAUAAUAGAAAAAAUUAUAAAAAUCUUAAAAGAAUAGGAGAAUGGGUCUGUAACCCAAAGAUUCUGUUUAGCUAUUUUAUAAAAAGCCAGUAUCAAAGAAACAGUAAUUCCUACAUAUGUUCACAAUGAGAUGAUUCAAUGGAUUAUAUCACUAAUAUAGAAAUCAAUAAACACAAAAAUCCAUAUUUUUUGUUUAGAUUUUGCUUCUGCAACUUUGGCAAAUGUAAUUCACACUCCAUACACAUUAUAAUAUUUAGAAAAACAGACUAGAUUCACUCAUUAAGUAUUAAUCAUUUAUUAUAUUAGAUUAUGGAGUAAUUGCUGAAAUUUAUCAAAGAAUAGAUCUAAGUUAGUGUUAUGAUGCAUAUUCUAAUAUGUUUAUCAUAUUUAAGUAAGGAGAACUUUGCUAAAUAGAUGGAAGAGUGCAGAUUUGUAGAGAGAAUUAGCGAAUUUGUUGAAUAUUACAGUGUAAUAAAUACAGGUAUUAGAAAUUCAAUUUAAUUUAGAAAAUGAGGCUGCAGAAAUAGAUAAAAAAACAGUUCUUGAUCUAUGUGCUCAUAUGUUCCAUCCAAAGGAUACUUCAUUGGAUAAUUCAGAAACUUUGGAGUUGAACGAAUUGAAAACUGAGGAUAGAAUUAGAGAAUAUGAGAAUGAGUAAGGUGAGCUAAUAUUCGAAUGCUUUUAAGAUGAAGUAAGUUGA
Paramecium octaurelia is the source of this 1519-nucleotide messenger RNA. The record is from the annotation of a GenBank genome assembly. Lineage: Eukaryota; Ciliophora; Oligohymenophorea; Peniculida; Parameciidae.